AGUGGUUAGUGAGAAGCUGACAGCUGAUACACAGAGAAUACAUCUAGAAACGUGAACUAUUUUACUAAAAUACACAUGAGUGUAGUCGAUUGAACUUACAGACAUCAUACAUCGACAUCUAUUGGAAUGUAUCGGAAAAUAUUGAGCUAAAGAAUGAAAAACGACAAAUGGAUCAUAUGUGUAAUAUCAUUGAUGUAAUGUGUGGAGUUAGUGAAGCAGGUUUAUGAUGAAUUACUCUCUUUUAGGGAUAGAAUCAGUGCGAUAUUGUAUUGUGCACGUUACCUCUGUUUAAUUCGUUUCUGAAUGGAUGAGAGUGUUGAAAAUGAGUUCACAGGAUAAGAAUAUAGAUAUAGAGCACAAAUAUGAGGAGGAGCUCACCAGCACUAGUACUGAAGACAACAAACAGGAGGCAGUUAUUUGUCUGAGCAACAAUGAAGUAAAGAGUCGUGCUGUAGUGAAAUACUCAGCGGUUCCGCCCCCCACCACCUAUGCACUACUACAGGAGAAGACCGACCUCAAACUGCCUCCAGCAAACUGGCUCAGAGAGAAUGCUCAGCUAGGGCCCGCAGGCACCACCGUACUUGGGUCCAGUCGGAAGAGCAAACCCUUCUCCAGUUUUGGGAUGGCUUAUGACUUCAUCGACUGUAUUGGUGAUGAUGUUGACGUUGUGUCUGAUUCAGAGAACAUCAAGAAGUUGUUGAAGAUCCCGUACAGUAAGUCUCAUGUCAGUAUGGCCGUUCAUCGUGUGGGCAGCACUCUACUACUGGAUGAACUGGACAUACAGGAACUCUUCAUGAGGUCAUCUCAGACUGGUGACUGGACGUGGCUGAAGGAGUUUUACCAGCGUCUCAUUGACCAGAAGUGGCAGAGGAAGAAGAAAAGUAAAGAACACUGGAAUGAGAAGGCCAUUCUCUCUAAAUUUCUUUAUUACAGUAUUAACAGUGAUGGGACUGCAGUGCCCAUGCCGUCAGAUACAGACCAGGUGGCAGAGGAGGCUUGUGGGAUGGGGGGUGAUGAGCCGUCUUGGCCUGCUACCUUCAACAGUUCCACCUCUGAUUCAGAGGACCCGGCGAUGCCCAAGGAGGAGCAGGUGGACACAUAUACUCUGGGUCAUGUGUCGUCAGUUCCCAAAGAGCAGAACCUGCCCACACUGUUUAAUGAAGGAGAGAACAGUCAGGGUUUGAGGAAUGACUUUGUCCGGAAUAUUUUAUGGACAUUUGAGGACAUCCAUAUGCUUGUGGGAUCAAAUAUGCCCAUAUUUGGAGGUGGUCGAUACCCAGCAGUCAGUCUACGACUUAGGGACAACAACAAACCAAUCAAUGUUCUCACAGGACUUGAUUACUGGCUGGAUAAUUUGAUGUGUAAUGUACCAGAGCUUGUCAUGUGUUUUCAUGUCAAUGGUAUUGUUCAGAAAUAUGAGAUGAUAAAGACAGAAGACAUCCCAGAUUUAGAGAAUUCCACAUUCUCAACACGGGUUGUGAAGGAUAUUGCACAGAAUAUCCUCUCAUUCCUGAAAUCUAACUGUACCAAAGAAGGCCACACAUACUGGCUCUUCAAAGCCAGUGGAAGUGACAUCGUGAAAUUGUAUGACCUCACAACUCUGUGUGAGGAGGCAGCAGAGGAGAAAUGCCAAAAUCCCUUCACACUUCCUGUAGCAGUGCUGCUUUACAAAGUGGCCAGCAAUAUGAUGCUAAAGAAAAGCCAAAACAGGAAGAAUUAUGGCAUAAUUAGAACUCUGCUGCUCAACUGUAUUAAACUGUUGGAUGAGGAGAGACAUACACAGAUCAUUGCGUCUGCUCACUACAUGCUGGCAGAACUCUUCCAGCUGGAUGAUGUGAGUGUAGAGGAGGGGAACGGGGAGUCGCUGAGGGGCGGAGGCUCUGAAGACAGUUACAGUGAUGAAGAGGAGGACGAGGAAGAUGAAGAUGAAAGCUCCUCCUACAGCACCUCUUCAGAGCCACAGGACGAUUCCAAAGCCGUGGCUGUCAUCAAGUCUGUUGGCGAGCUGUCUGUUCCAGAGAAAUACAAGAGCACACACCAGAUCAGACCCAACUGUGCAUUUCCUGUGUCUCAAGACAAGGAGGAGAAAUGCCGUCUGGUUCUCAGCUAUGUUCUAAAAGGUCUGAAGGCAGUAGAUGGCAGUAUAAAGAAGGAGAGUGACCUGCCUGCGGCCAACCCCAGCACCCCCAUCCCUCUAAAAUAUGAGGAGAGAAGUCAGAACGGAGCCAGAAAUGUGAAAAAAGAGAUUGCUCUCCUCUUGGAUCGAGUCGGUCCACGUAACGCAGAGCCGAAGAUGCCAACACGCUCCGGGAUGCUACCGGGCACCUGGCAGCACCGUAUGAAACAACAGCUGUGUCUGAAAGCGUCUAAAGCAUAUUAUGUUCUGGCAGACGCUGCAACCAACCUGAUGAAGUACGGACGGUCGCUACGCUACAUUAAACUGGCUCUACAGUGCCACGAUGCAUAUUGCUCCAUCAGUGGAAGUCUCCACCCGCAGAUGCUUCUGUUCCAUUGUCAGUGUCUGUCUCUGUGUGGAGAUGUUCAGCUGAUGUUGGCCCAGAACGCUUCAAACAGAGCCGCGUAUCUAGAGGAAUACAGUUACCAGACUAAAGACGACCAGGAGAUCUUACACUGCCUGCAUCGUGAGAGCUCCUGCCAAGCCUUUAGCAUGGCCACUGAUCUGGCCACAGACCCAGAGUACCAACUUAUCGUCAGCAGCAAGUGUUAUGAGGCUGCCCAUGACCUUUUGACCUCAGGAGUGCUGAAGGACUCGGGUCAGGAGCAGUUGGGUCAGGUUCUCAAACGGCUCGGGAACAUCCGCAACGAGAUGGGCGUGUUCUACAUGAACCAAGCGGCGGCCAUGCAGACGGAGAAAGGAGUAUGCAGGAGUGUGUGCGUGGCCGAGCAGGAGUUGUGGAAGAAGAGUUUCUCAUGUUUUGAGAAGGGCAUGGAAGAUUUCCAGGCCAUUUCAGACUUGGUAAACACAGCCCUGCUGCUGUGCAACAUUGGGCGACUUAUGCGGAUCUGCGCACAGGCCCACUGUGUCAUUACAUCAGAGCACAGCCGCGGGGAGUUCUCACCCGAAGAGGCCCUUUACUACAACAAGGCUAUAGAUUACUAUCAAAGGGCGCUUAAGUCUCUGGGCUGCAGGGACAGUCACUUAGCUGUCUGGGACUCUGUUAACUGGGAACUCUCGACCACAUACUUCACUCUGGCCACACUGCUUCAGGACUACGCUCCACUGUCCCGCAAAGCACAAGAGCAGGUUGAGAGGGAGGUCACAGAGACCAUGAUGAAGUCUCUACGCUACUGUGACCUGCAGACCGAAUCAGCUCGCCAACCUCUCUACCAGUACAGAGCAGCCACUAUCCAUCAUAGACUGGCUUCAAUGUACCACAGCUGCUACCGCAACCAGGUUGGAAACGAGAGCGUUCGUAAACAGCAUAAGGCUCUGGCAGAGCAGCAUUACAGUAAAGCUGUGCGACUCUUCAUAAGUCUGAGCGAUGCUCCGUGUGAGCUGCUCCGCACGCUUCUGGAAAGAGUGGCCUUUGCUGAGUUUACCAUGGCAGGACAGAACAGCAAUGCAGUUAAACUGAAAACUCUGAUGGGAGCACUGGAGAUCAUGUGUGAAACUCGACAUGCAUUUAAUCUUAUUCUUAAAGAGCUGUUGGAGCAACAAGAGAAAGUGACAUUGACUGUGGAAGACCCCGAAAAGCCUGAAGAAUCUCAGGAGAGUUUGGAUUGCUCUUCCUCCUCCGGGCUGAACACAGAAGAGGUUGUGAAGUUAAUCGGCAUCUUUGAGCCCAGUUUCUCCUUCCUGUUGCUGCAGCUGAUUAAACUCAGCACUGCAAAUAAACGCAAAAUAAAUGGGAAAGAAGAAGAGCAUGUAAAGGUCUAUAAGAAUGUAUAUUCUCUGCUGUUACGGGCUGAAAAGUCUGUCCCGCUCAUCCAGCGGGUUUCUCUCUUCCUCGAGCUGCUGGAUCAGCUAAACCCGCCCACAGGAAGUAAUGAAACGAGAUCAUCAUCUUGAGAGAACCAAUCAAAUUGCAUGUGACAUUUUGGAGUUUAAACCAUCUUGCUUUUACACACCAAUCCACAGCUUAGUAAAAAGCUAAUGAUCAAGGCAAUAGACAGAGAUAUAGCCUGUUCAUCUAGUUUCAGAACUGGACUUGGAAUAGAAAUGUGAGCCUCAACUCACACCAGCAGUGCCUUCAUCUCUCAAUCAGUCUUCUGGGCCUCCAAAAAGAUGUCAACAGGCUUCAAAUUGUCAAUUUUUUUUUGUAAAGAAUAUUACAUGUUAGUAAUAAGCAAAAAUGUACAGUUGUUUGUAAAGCAGAUAUUAAUUGCUAAUGGGACAAUAUGUACAAAAUGUUGGACCUGUGAUGUUUUCUACACUUUUUGCUGACAAGCACACAUCUCAGGAUUGUGUUGUUUGUUGUGUGUGUGUGUGUGUGUGUGUGUGUGUGUGUGUGUGUGUGUGCAGAAAUAAGCUCACAAUUUGUUAAAAAAAAGCAAAUGCAGGGUUUCAUUAAAAAUAUGCAAUACUUUUAGAGGGUCAAUGCAAUAGGUGUGAUUAUCCCGCUGCAGUAUUACGAAAGAACAUUUGUAGUGACUUGGCUUUUAAAUCUCUUUAAUAAAAGUUUAAAAUAUAAAGUUUGUCUUUUAUAAAAUCAUACAUCUGAAACCCCACAUUUUUAAUUACGGUUAUAUCCAAAGAGGUCUAAAAUAUUAGUGAAAACACGAUUGU
This is a messenger RNA of Xyrauchen texanus (razorback sucker), 4747 nucleotides long. RefSeq names its product erythroid differentiation-related factor 1-like. Gene Ontology annotation, biological process: positive regulation of DNA-templated transcription. NCBI's taxonomy places the organism in Eukaryota, Metazoa, Chordata, Actinopteri, Cypriniformes, Catostomidae. Bases 308 to 4030 code for a protein of 1240 amino acids. The transcript has 25 exons. The record is from RefSeq and is a predicted model, not a curated record.